Messenger RNA from Xyrauchen texanus (razorback sucker), 2616 nucleotides. RefSeq lists its product as uncharacterized. The transcript has 12 exons. Gene Ontology annotation, molecular function: signaling receptor activity. The record is from RefSeq and is a predicted model, not a curated record. NCBI's taxonomy places the organism in Eukaryota, Metazoa, Chordata, Actinopteri, Cypriniformes, Catostomidae.
UGUUGAAUUAACUGGGAUCAAAGAGCAGAUAUUUUAUCAGUGUCUAAGAGAUAAAUGCAAAUGAAGAGAUAAAGAUGAUAAUGGGUAUUGUGUAUGUCGAACCAGGUUGUAAUCUCAGUCUGAAGAACAUUCCAGUCAGUUUCCUUGUUCCAUGAGGUGAGUCAAGCAAACAAGACUCACCUGUACAGCGCUGAAAUAUAUAGAUAUUUUCUAAUAAGAACAAGUCACAGGUGAGAUUUAACAUGUUGAUACUGCAAUUUAAAUAUUGAGACUUGAUGACCUACACAAACCUACUUAGAUAUAUUAACACAUUUUAAUAUAUCUGUUUUUAACAGGAUGUUACGGGUGGUACUACUCCUUUUGGCUGUGGCUGGUCACCAUGCAAGACCACUGAACGACACCCAUCGAUUCCGAAAUAGUGGAGGGAUGAUAAAGGGGCCACACAUUGUCCAAGAUGAAGUCAAGGAUAACUCAGUCCAUCCGAAGGGUGCAGAACCUACAAAUCAUUUACAGAUAGAUUUGAACAUUGGCAUGAAACUCAAAGAAAACCAAAAAUCAGUUCCUGUUGAGAUGCGUAGGCAGGGAACAGAACCCUCUCGACGUAUCCUGAUGGACAUGAACACUGGCAUGCUGAAGGAGGAAGUCGGUGAAAUGAACAGGAGAGUUGCUGGAUGUAUGUCUGCAAAGUCAUUCACUUUAGUGGUUACAAUUCACAGUUGAUUUUGGCUGAAUUUCAUUUAUUUUCUCUUCUUCACAGUCUACAAUCCUCCAGCGUAUGAGAUGAGAAAGGGAACACAGAAUUCUCACACCAUGCGGGUGGACCCCAUAACUGGACAGAGGCUGUAUCCUUUAACUGAGAUGCAGAGGAGCACAGCACCAUGUGAGUCUUUCAACUAUUGGUCAGCGGUCAUGUUUUCAGGUUUGAAUGUUGAUUACACAUUUUCUCCAUUACCUGAACUUCCUUUCUGUGGUGUUUCCUCUACAGUGGAUGAGUUCAGACAAGGCACUGAGUACAGACCUCACAUCCUGAAGCUGCUGAGAAUGCGAGACAUUUUGAGAUCUCAGUACAGCGCUGUUGGUGAGAAACAGGAGCAGAGAGUCAUUCCUGCUGAGCUCCUGAUGGACCUGAACACUGGUCUACUCAAAGAACACAGAAACCACAUGGACAGCAGAGUACCAGGCUCUGCUAAAUGGGAAGUUGUUUCUGGUCCUGAGCAUGAGGAAAUGAAAAACCAGGACGUUUCUGGACUGAAGGAGAACCAAAAAUCAGUUCCUGUUGAGAUGCGUAGGCAGGGAACAGAACCCUCUCGACGUAUCCUGAUGGACAUGAACACUGGCAUGCUGAAGGAGGAAGUCGGUGAAAUGAACAGGAGAGUUGCUGGAUGUAUGUCUGCAAAGUCAUUCACUUUAGUGGUUACAAUUCACAGUUGAUUUUGGCUGAAUUUCAUUUCUAUUCUCUUCUUCACAGUCUACAAUCCUCCAGCGUAUGAGAUGAGAAAGGGAACACAGAAUUCUCACACCAUGCGGGUGGACCCCAUAACUGGACAGAGGCUGUAUCCUUUAACUGAGAUGCAGAGGAGCACAGCACCAUUGGAUGAGUUCAGACAAGGCACUGAGUACAGACCUCACAUCCUGAAGCUGCUGAGAAUGCGAGACAUUUUGAGAUCUCAGUACAGCGCUGUUGGUGAGAAACAGGAGCAGAGAGUCAUUCCUGCUGAGCUCCUGAUGGACCUGAACACUGGUCUACUCAAAGAACACAGAAACCACAUGGACAGCAGAGUACCAGGCUCUAAAUGGGAAGUUGUUUCUGAUCCGGAGCAUGAGGAAAUGAAAAACCAGGACUUUUCUGGACCGAAGGAGAUCCAAAAAUCAGUUUCUGUUGAGAUGCGUAGGCAGGGAACAGAACCCUCUCGACGUAUCCUGAUGGACAUGAACACUGGCAUGCUGAAGGAGGAAGUCGGUGAAAUGAACAGGAGAGUUGCUGGAUUCUACAAUCCUCCAGCGUAUGAGAUGAGAAAGGGAACACAGAAUUCUCACACCAUGCGGGUGGACCCCAUAACUGGACAGAGGCUGUAUCCUUUAACUGAGAUGCAGAGGAGCACAGCACCAUUGGAUGAGUUCAGACAAGGCACUGAGUACAGACCUCACAUCCUGAAGCUGCUGAGAAUGCGAGACAUUUUGAGAUCUCAGUACAGCGCUGUUGGUGAGAAACAGGAGCAGAGAGUCAUUCCUGCUGAGCUGCACAGACAAGGACAGGUCCAAGCUUCCUGUCAGGGUGAAGUGAUCCAAGGAAAGUGCUACAGUUUCAAUUCAUCUCCACAAACAUUCAAGGAAGCUGAGGUGUCCUGUCAAAAAUGGUCUCCCAGAGGACACCUGGCCUCAGUGGCGAGUGCAGAAGUGCAUAAACAGCUCAUCUCGAUGGUAACCAAAGCAAAGGACGUUCCAGUUCUGACAUGGCUUGGAGGGACCCAAAAGGAAAACAAGUUCCAGUGGAUAGACGGUUCCUCUUGGACAUACAGCGACUGGAUGCCCGGUCACCCACACAAACACAAUCUGUCGUGUCUUGAGAUGUUUAGAAUGGCUAUUGUUAAGUUGUGUAACGCCUCAUACGAUUGA